AUGUCGGCAUCGACUCAUCAGUCCGGGUUUCAAACCACCAUCGACAUCGCUCGGAGACAAACUCAUAAUGUAGCACCUGUCGCCGGACAAAAGCGAUCUUCAGAAGAAAUGUCUGGUCCAGUCGCCAAGCAGAUGGUGGCCGGGCGAAACAACAACCCAGACCCCCUGCUGGAAUCCACCCCGUUUGAGUCUGCCCGGAAUCUGCCGGUCAAUCGAUUCACAGCGAGUAGGAUCCACCUCGGUGCUGGCGCCAGAGAGGCCCAGAAUAAGGAUCGUCAAAGGGCAUUAGCCCCGCCUUCCAGUCAAAAUCCGUUGCUAUUUCUGGCCAAUCCAAAGUAUGGCUUGCCGCCGCCUCUGACGGCCAAUUUUGCCGCUCUGGGUGUCACCAGCAUUUACCCCUGGCAGGCUUCGUGUUUGUUGGCAAAGGGUUUGCUUUCAGGUGAACGCCAUUUGGUAUACACGGCCCCUACUGGGGGUGGCAAAUCGCUUGUUGCGGAUGUGUUGCUUUUGAAGCGGAUUAUUGAGAAUCCAGGCCGCAAGGCCCUGUUGGUCCUCCCGUAUGUGGCUUUGGUACAGGAGAAGCUUAAAUGGAUGCGGCGCAUUGUUCAGGAUGUUGAGAAACAUGUCCACGAUGAGGAUGAGUUGGAAUUACCUCGUUGGCGACGGAAGCGACAGCAGAAAAACAUCCGUGUGACGGGGUUCUUCGGGGGCAGUCGAACCACGGCCACCUGGGCCGAUACUGACAUUGCUGUUUGUACAAUAGAGAAGGCCAACUCGUUAAUUAACACCGCGAUCGAGGAGUGCAGCAUUGGAGACCUGGGAGUCGUGGUCCUCGACGAGCUGCAUAUGCUUGACGAUGAGAAUCGGGGUUAUCUCCUGGAACUCAUGGUGACGAAGCUGCUGUUAUUACAGCAAGAUAUCCAAAUAAUUGGCAUGAGUGCCACGCUUUCUAAUACCGAAAUGUUGGCGGAAUGGAUGAAAGCCAAAUUCUUUAUCUCAACAUACAGGCCUAUUCCCAUUGACGAAUAUAUGGUGUAUGAGAAUGGCAUAUACCCGGCCGCAACGUCCAGGCAGCUUUUUCAAACUGCAUCUAAAUUGACCGCUGCCGCUUCAUUACAUGACACCAUUCCACCACACCGAAUUGUUGAGCCAUCUUCAUUCAAGCAGCUUGGAAACUCUGCUACAAAUGCCAUGGUCGCACUAGCAGUAGAGACUGCAAGUGCUGGGUUUGGCUCACUAGUGUUCUGUGGCAGUCGCCAAGCAUGUCAAAUCCACGCAGCGACAAUCGGUGAGGCCAUGCCACCGCCAGGACAGGAAGAGCUCAACAAGCGACUCGAUCUUCUAGCAGAGUUGCGCAGCCUCUCAUGUGGACUAGAUCCUGCUCUGGAAGUUACUAUCGCGAAGGGAACUGGAUUCCACAGUAAGUAUCUGGUCUUUAAGUUGGUUAUGUUCACAUCUCUAACAAUUGUCCCAGACGCCGGAAUGACAACGGAAGAACGGGAGCUCAUUGCGCAGGCUUAUGACCAGGGUGUUAUUAAAGUCCUCGUAGCCACCUGCAGUCUCGCUGCUGGUGUCAAUCUUCCAGCGCGACGGGUCAUCAUAAAUGGUGCGAGAAUGGGCCGAGAUCUGGUAGGACCUGCAAUGCUUCGCCAAAUGUGUGGUCGCGCGGGCCGCAAAGGCAAAGAUGACGCCGGCGAGACGUAUCUGAUAUGUGGGAAAGCCGACAUGCAAGCCGUGUGUGAUUUGUUAGAUGCCGACAUGCCGGCCAUCGAAAGUUGUCUGGCACCUGAGAAGAGAGGUUUGAAGAGAGCACUGCUAGAAGCCAUAGCGACAGGAUUGGUAUCCGGCUGCGAAGCAAUCAAGGAAUAUGUCCAAUGUACCCUCCUCUACCGCUCCCUGGACAAGAAACUCGCAUACAGCAUCAUGAACUCGGCGCUGCAAGAACUCGUCGACGAAGAACUUCUAAUUCUUCAAGACGACGAAUCAUACCAAGCCACACCUCUAGGGCAAGCCGUCGUCGCCUCAGCCUUCUCGCCAGAAGACGGCCUCUUCGUACACGAAGAGCUCAAACGCGCACUCAAAGCCUUCGUCAUGGACGGGGACAUGCACAUCUUCUACAUGUUCACACCCCUCCAAGCAGCCCUGAACACACCAAUCGACUGGCAGAUCUUCCGCGACCAACUAGACAAACUAGACGAGAGUGGUCUACGCGCACUUUUAUUCGUGGGCGUCCAGCCCGGUUUCGUAAACAAAAUGGUCCUAUCCGGAGCCUCCCUCAAAGAAACAGACCCCAACCAAAUGAAACAAGCCCGAAUCUACCGCCGCGCAUACACAGCCUUCCAACUCCGGGACCUAAGCAACGAAGUCCCAAUCUCAACCAUAGCAACCCGCUACAACAUCCCCCGCGGCACAAUUCAAACCCUAGCCCAACAAUGCCACGGCUUCGCAGCAGGGAUCGUCAAAUUCUGCCAGCGCAUGAACUGGGGCAUGCUAGCUGCUGUGCUAGAUCAUAUGCGUGAUCGACUCGAGGCCGGUGCUCGUGCAGACCUCCUUGAGAUGGCGCAGGUGACGUUCGUGAAGAGCUGGACUGCGCGGUUAUUAAGGGACAAUGGGUUUAAGAAUCUGAGGGCUUUGGCAGAGGCUGAGCCUAAGGAUUUGAUUCCUAUUCUUAAGAUGGCGAAUCCGCGUAAGGCGCAUAAGAUUGACCUCUAUCCGUCUGAGUCGGAGAGGUAUACUGCUAAGCUGAAGGAGAAGGCUGAGAUUAUGAUUGCUCAUGCGAAUAAGAUUUGGGGUAUGUGA
This is a messenger RNA of Penicillium salamii, 2799 nucleotides long. The record is from the annotation of a GenBank genome assembly. Lineage: Eukaryota; Fungi; Ascomycota; Eurotiomycetes; Eurotiales; Aspergillaceae.